Messenger RNA from Durotheca rogersii, 1635 nucleotides. RefSeq names its product MFS general substrate transporter. Gene Ontology annotation, biological process: biotin import across plasma membrane. NCBI's taxonomy places the organism in Eukaryota, Fungi, Ascomycota, Sordariomycetes, Xylariales, Xylariaceae. Bases 1 to 1635 code for a protein of 544 amino acids. The record is from RefSeq and is a predicted model, not a curated record. The transcript has 4 exons. Gene Ontology annotation, cellular component: membrane. Gene Ontology annotation, molecular function: dethiobiotin transmembrane transporter activity; biotin transmembrane transporter activity; solute:proton symporter activity.
AUGGCUUCCGACUCAGCUGUGCCGGAGCAUGGCCAGGAACCUGCCAAAUCCGGUGUGGAGCCGGAUGUGGCAGCGGUUCGCGACGGGGGGCCUGAACCUGCUGCUCGCGUCGAGUACGACGUGGAGAGGGUCGAGCAGGUCUACAGAAAGCUCGAUCUCCGCAUCAUCCCACCUUUCUGGAUCUUGUACUUCCUCUGCUCCGCUAUCCGCUCCAACAUCGGACUCGCCCAGACUAUGAACGCGGAUGUCGGACACGACCUGAUCACCAUGCUCAACCUCUCGUCUAACGACGUGUCCACCGCCCUGGCCCUCUUCUACGUCUCCUACGUCAUCUUCGACUGCCCUUCCAACCUCGUCAUGAGCAAGCUCAGUCCCCGCGUCUGGAUGGCCCGAAUCGUCUUCGCCGUCGGCGUCAUAGGAGCCUGCUUCGCCGCCGUACAGGCCGCCUGGAGCUUGAAGCUGUUGCGCUUCCUGCUUGGUGUGGUCAUUGCUGGCAUGUGGCCGGGUAUGUCCUACUAUCUGACCCUGUUCUACCCGCCCUCCCGGACGGGCAAGCGAAUCGGACAGUAUUUCACCGCCGCGCAGGUCUCCGCCGCCGUAGUCGGGCUGGUGUCUGCGGGAUUUCAGCUGAUGGAUGGCGUGGGCGGACUCGUGGGCUUCCAGUGGAUGUUUCUCAUCUAUGGCCUACUUGCUGUCGUGCUCGGCUGGACUCUGUUGUGGUGGUUACCAGAUCGUCCGCUACCGCCAGGGCAGACGAGGCCUCAGUCCGGCUUUGCGAGGUGGCUCCCUCCGACCCCCGAGGCUCUAGAGGGCGAGGAUGCCCUGAUUCAUUACCAAGACCUCAAGCGAGUCUACCACCCAAGGUCCUGGACUGUCAAGGAUUUGGGAUAUGUCCUCGUCGACUGGAGGCUGUGGCCGUUAACCCUGAUGUACUUUGGCGUUGUCGGGGUCGGGAUUGGCACCCAGCUCUACGGUACGGUGAUCAUCCGCGGCAUCAAUCCGUCUUUUACGGGGGUGCAACUCAGCCUGCUAUUUGCGCCCAUCUGGAUUAUGGAUUUGAUCGCCAUCUUACUCGUUACUCCGAUUUCGGACCGGUUUCAUCGUCUCCGCCCCCUGUUCUUCUCGUGCGCUGUAUGCAUCCAGAUUGCUGGGCUUCUUACCGUUACCUUUGCCCCUAUCUGGAACCCGUGGGCGAGGUACGGAGGGCUCCUGAUGGUUGGCUUCGGUCUCGGGCCCACGGUACCUAUUUGCAUGACUUGGACCAACGAGAUAUUCCAGCAGCGUCACGGAGAGGUGGGCGUUGCUGCCGCGUCCGCCCUCGUCUCCGGAUUGGGUAACCUUGGGAGUAUCACGACGACUUACGCAUUGUAUACGGGAUGGCCAGCGGAUGCCGCUCGUGGCCCCCACCAGUACCGUCGAAGCAACCUGACGAUGAUCGGCAUUCUAUGCAUGAGCAUUCUCAGUAGCGUCGUCAUGUUUGUUGCACUCAAGAUCGCCGGCAACAAACCAAGUCACAAGAUCGACAGCAGCGAGAGUUCGACUCUCGACGGAACGGAUAGCUUCCAAGACGGCGCCGCCCGCCGCGAGCUAGAGCAACGUGGCUUCGGUCGCAUGUGGUGGAACCGACGGACAUAA